Molecule: messenger RNA, 1384 nt
Organism: Triplophysa rosa
Lineage: Eukaryota; Metazoa; Chordata; Actinopteri; Cypriniformes; Nemacheilidae
Gene: il15ra
Product: interleukin 15 receptor subunit alpha
Exons: 10
Coding region: 55-1119 (354 amino acids)
Biological process (GO): interleukin-15-mediated signaling pathway
Cellular component (GO): plasma membrane
Molecular function (GO): interleukin-15 receptor activity
Source: RefSeq, a predicted model, not a curated record
CUUUGUAAAAAAUCUGCGUGUUUCAGAGAGGCGGGGCAAAGAGGAGAUACAAACAUGCACGGAAGUGCAAGUUUGGUCUUCUUCAAGGACGCACCUCAAGUGAAAGCGAAAGGUGGUGUGAGCUCAAAGUGGCGUUUCCCUUCACACGGAUACAAAUGUCGCAUCUUUCUGCGAAAUUUCCAUCUGAACGUUCCGGGAGAAGUUGACAUGCAUGUGCUGAUUAUAUUUAUUUUCGCGACGGCCGAAUAUCAUCAUAAUAUUGCAGGAGCGAACGGUGUGUGUGAUUCCUCGCCUCAGAUAGACAAUGCAAUGCCUGUUACAUCGACCUAUCCUGUUAAUGAUAGGAUUCGCAUUAACUGUACGGAUGGCUAUGUGAGGAAGUCAGGAACAUCCAAUCUCUUCCGCUGCAUUGAAGAAAACGGCAAACCAACCUGGACCCAAACCAGACUUCCACUUCAGUGCAUACGUGAUCCCAAGAAGCCAAUAAUAUCAACAGAUCCCCCCAAAACUGAGCAGAAUUUCACAACAUCCACCAAAGAAAGAGCACAGACUUCUAGAAUUCCCGGAACAAGCAUGCCAACAGCAGCAACAGCUUUUGGAGCAACGAAUGAAAUUACUACAUCUGAAACAAGAACAACUACCACCCUAACAACUCUGAAGACGACAACAAAAGAAACAGAGUCGAUUACAACAACCAAUGAGGUUCCCUCUUCAAUAUCCAGCAUGUGCACAAGCAGACAAAAUCUGACAGCAAAGUCAUCACCAACACAAUCAGAAUCGUUGACUACAACAACAGGAGUCAAUACAUCAUCAAAGACAACAACCUCAGAAACCUUAAGAGACAGCCAUAAUGAAGGAACCUUCUCUCAUAUGAACAAAUCAACUAUAGGUGGAACUGUAGGAGUAGGAGUUAUCUUGUGCCUGACAGCUGCGGUAUUCCUUCUUUGGUGGAGAUCAAGACAUCGAGCCAGUAACGCCACAAAUGAGAUUCAGAUACACCACAGCAACAACGCCACCUGUACUUAUUACAUACCUGUACCGGUCUCUGACUCUGAACAUUAUUCAGCUGAACCAAACAUAGCAGAUGCAGCUGACGCUUCCACAGCAGUCUCCAAAUGAACCUCAAACAAGCUCCACCCACAGUGUGGGACACAUCUGCUAUACUCCUCCCACAAACGCACUUUUAUUAAACAGGGCUUGUCAAUGUUCUCAACUGAUGGUCAACCCUAUUCUCAACCUUUGUCGUCCAUUCUGUGACCUGGAAAUCAACUGAUGUCCAAUUCUUCCUGCCUCUACCUCCUGCACAUACCUGAUCAGCCUCCAUCUAAUAUAUCUCACCUCAUUCCCUCUUUUUAGCUUUAUGAUCAAAUAAAGUUUUAUAUUG